AGCAAAACCUCUCAAAAUCCUGCCAUAAUAUGCACACCCUUUUCCAAGACACACAUGUAUAUGCUCACUCUCAGGCACACGUGUGAACACUGAGAUAUAUUAAAAGUGAAAGAGAGUGAGAGACAAGCCUCACAGCUGAGCAGACGUUUACUAGAGAGAAUCAGAGCAGACAACGGUGGACAGCACUGAGCUUUAGUGACCCACUGAAUGAAGGGGACAGCAUGUCAGUCUUCCUGCUCCUCCUCAUCCUCAGCGAGGUCCUGCUCCCCAACCACACCUGUGCAUCCAGAGUGCGCAGGCAGACCACAAAGGUUCGGAUCAGUGCUAUAGGAGACACCAUCAUGCUGAAGUUCCUGCAGCCACACAUGGACACUAAGCUAGAGGGCUACAUCCUGGGCUAUGGCAGCAAUUUGUUCUCCAAGCAGUUCAUCCAACUCCCUGAGGACGGGGAACCAUAUGAAACUGAAAUUGAUGCUGAGCCAAAAUAUCUAGUUGCAGUACAGCCAGUCAAAGGAGAAGACGUGAAGAAACAGUGCACAGGGAAGGAGACUCUGGAAAAGCCUCUGCAUCUGGUGAUUGGCUCUGUGACACCGAACUCUGUUAUGCUCUCCUGGGGCACACUGCUAAAUACUCUUUCCAUUGAAACCAACCUGGAUGACUGCAUUGAGGACGGUCACUACACCGUGCGCUACAGGGAGGAGCCCAAAAAGAAGUGGAACUAUCAGACGUGUCCCACUACAGAUACAAUCAUUGAUCAACUCAAACCAGACACACCAUAUGAGUUUGGUGUCCGAGCAGAGUCUGACAAUAUCAGUGGAGCCUGGAGCCCUCCAGUAAUCUACAACACAGCUGAUAUAGACGUUCAUAAAUCACAGAAGCCUGAGAACAUUCUGAAGCCUAACAGGCCCAUCACCGAAAUCCCUCAAGCUUUUUCCACCUCGGUGCCUGUUCUGCACAGCGUGACUCAGAGCAGACCAGCUUCCCUCCUCAGACUCCCAGCACCUCCUCCUACACAGAGAGUAACUCAAGCGAAAGAUGUAGAUGUAGACAUUCAUAAACCACAGAAGCCUCAGAAUCUUCUGAAGCCUAAGAAGCCCAUCACCGAAAGCCCUCAAACUUUUUCCACCUCAGUGCCUGUUCUGCACAGCGUGACUCAGGGCAGACCUGCUUCCCUCCUCAGACUCCCAGCACCUCCUCCUACACAGAGAGUAACUCAAGACCUUCAUAAACCACUGAAGCCUGAGAUCUAUUUAAGGCCUGAGAAGCCCAUCACUGAAGGCCCUCAGGCUUUCUCCCCCUCAGUCGUGACUCAGAGCAGACCAGCUUCCCUCCUCAGACUCCCAGCACCCCCUCCUACAAAGAGAGUAACUCAAGUUCUGCACAGCGUGACUCGCAGACCUGCUUCCCUCCUCAGACAAACAACACCCCCUCCUAUACCAAGGGUAACUCUGGGAACAGGAAGCGAUGGCAUAAGAACUUCACGUCCUUCUGAAGAUUCUUUGUUCUUGACCCAGACCCUCACCUCAUCUCAUACACCAAUGAGUAAUUUAAAAAACACUAAUAUUCUUCAAACUCACCAUUCUUCUAUAUCAUCUCUUUCAAUUACAACCCAACAACCACUACACACAAACCAAUCCCAACUGACUACAAGUAAAACUCUAUUCAACACACCCAAAACACAGACCAACACAGCCAAAACUGUAUCUAGCACAGGCAAAGCUCAACCCAACUUAACCCAUAAGAAAAGAACCCAACUCCACAACACAGUUCAUCCCCAACAUGAGUCCAGCACAUCCUCAAUCCAACUUAGAACGACCCAGUUCCGACGACACACAGCCAAAUACCCUCUUAGAACACCCCAGCCCAAGCCCGGGUCACCCCAAUCCUAUACAAUUCACCCUCAAACUAGUAUAAACCAGUCCCAACACAGCACAGCCAAAGGCCAACUCAAAAUGACCCAAAACAAGUUUACAACACUUGAACCCAUCACAACUCAGUUCCAACCCCAUGAAACCCAACCCCAAUCUAUAACAUCCCAAACCAAUAUAACUCAUCCCAAACCCAUUGCAACCCAAUCUCCACCUCACACAACCCAAACCCAAUCUAUUACAACCCAAUCCCAGCCCCACACAACUCAACCCCAAUCCACCACAGAACAGUCUCAACCCCACACAACCCAACCCAAACCCUGUGCAACCCAAUCUCCACCCCACACAACCCAACCCCAAUCCAUUGCAACCCAAUCUCAACCCCACACAACUCAAUCCCAAACUAACGCAGUAAAAUACUACCCAAGAGCAGGCCAACCCCAAUCCAGCACAAUCCAGUCUCAACCCAACACAACCCAACCCCAAACCACUGCAGCCCAGUCUCAAACUCAUGCAACUCAAUUCCAAACUAACACAGUAAAAUACUACCCAAGAACAGACCAACCCCAAUCUAGCACAAUCCAGUCUCAACCCCACACAACCCAACCCCAAUCCGUUGCAGCCCAAUCUCAAACCCAUGCAACUAAAUUCCAAACUAGCACAGUAAAAUACCACCCAAGCACAGCCCAACCCCAACCCACCCCAACCCAAUCUCAACCUGACAUAUCCCAACCCAUUACAACACAUUCUCAACCCCACCCAACCCAAUCCCAAAAUAGCACAGUAAUACUCCGCCCAGGAACAACCCAAACUCAACCCACCAUAACCCGAUCUCACCCCGACACAGUGCAAUCUCAACUCCACACAGUUCAACCCCAACCCAUUAAAACCCAAUCCAAUCCAACCAAACACAAAGCAAAAUCCCAAACAAAAACAAUGCAACCCAAAUUGACCAAAACCCAGUCCAAACCCAGAAAAAACCAGCAAAAGCCCAGAGCACCCCAAUCCCGCACAACACAACCCCAACCAACCACAACUCAAUCCAGUACAGCUAAAUACCAACCUAACUUCAGGUCCCAUCAACAGGCUGUCAAAAAUCAACAUCACGAACAUAUAAUUAAGCCAAAAUUUACACAUGAAACCAAUAGUUCCUACCAAUUCAACACAACAUUAAAGGGGUUAAGCACUACUGAAUUCCAACAACAACCUGACCAUCACCCAACAAGUGCCACAAUAAAACAUUCUAACAUCAACACAUGGCAAAAUGGUAAAACUAAGCUUACCCUCAUGAGUAAGCCAAAGCAACCUGUACAAACGCCUUCAGAAAAAUCUAACACCCAAAACUCGCCUUGGGGUGAAAAGAAGCUGGUCAACAAGAUGCUCCCAGUCAGCAAAAUGGCUCCGAGCCAAUCACGGGAUGGACAUCUAACAAAGCCUGUUCUUGUCAGUGGGGCAACGAAUAGGAACAAGGGCCAAGACAUGUCUUCACCUUCUGCUUCUGUGGCACGCACUUCAGCACCUACAGUAACCAAGCGUGUCUCUCCAGUCUCUGUUCCUAAUCCAAUAAGGUUGCCUCCUACCCACUCAAAUUCCUCUAUCAAGAGUACACAGGCAUCCCAUGAUGAGAAGCAUAAGGGGCAGUUAUGGGACAAACCUUACAAGCGGACUAAAAAAAAGCCUGAAUCAAGCAAACGCAAGACACCAAACCAGGUGGACAAAGAUGAUGAUAAAGUAACUGAUCUAAAGCAGGUGGAUGCCAUACCAAUUCUCAAACCUUCAGAAGCUCCUCCUACCACAGAAAUCAAUCAAAGUCCAACACCAACAACUACACCAUUUUUUGCCUUUAAUGGUAGCCGGUAUAACCUGGGUGACAACUCCUCUGUAUUCAGUUCUGUUCCUAUCUCAGAAGUGGACCCAAAGGGAAAGAAACGCUUUGUAGCACCUCAUGUGAUCUAUCAGAUAGACAAGCCUCCAGAGCAACCCUGUUCCGUCACUCACUCUCUCAGCUUCUUCCCUGAUGAGGAGAAUGGAGUAACAAACAUCUCAGGCCCACCCAAGACCCCUCCCACCAACCUCACUGUGGUUACUGUGGAGGGAUGUCCCUCAUUCGUUAUACUUGAUUGGGAGAAAACAGACAAUGAGACAACAGAAUACGAGGUCACUUCCUCUGUUGUAAGUCCAAAUGGACACGUCGUGUCUGUUGUAAAAACCAAUCAGACACAUACAGCUGUGGAGAACCUGAAACCAGAGAGCAGUUACGAGUUCACAGUAACGCCUAAGAAUGAGCUUGGUUCAGGACCUUCCAGUGAGUCGGUAUCCUUCAGCACUGAGUCGGCGGACCCUCGGGUGAGUGAAGUCCCAACUGGUAAAAAUGCCAUCUGGUCCUCAUUCUCAUUUGAUGCAGACUCUUACUCCGAGUGCACUGGAACCCAGUAUGUGAAACGUACAUGGUAUCGCAAGUUUGUGGGAAUUCAGCUGUGCAACUCUCUCAGAUACAAGAUCUACCUAAGUGAUUCACUAAAAGGGAAGUUUUAUAACAUUGGGGAUGAGACUGGAUAUGGAGAGGAUCAUUGUCAGUUUGUUGAUUCCUUCCUGGAUGGACGGACUGGAGUCCUGAUGCCACCACACCAGUUACCACUCAAACAAGGUUAUUUCCGGGCCAUGCGCCAGGAGCCUGUGAAGUUUGGAAAGAUUGGUGGUAGCACCCAGAUCAACUAUGUAGCCUGGUAUGAGUGUGGAGUCCCCAUUCCUGGGUCAUGGUAGGACCCCUGAAGCUGUCUGAGGAUGUGCCCGAUUAGAAUGUAUACAGUGAAAGAUGACAAAACUGACAAUGUAUAAAGAUGUACAGAAAGUGAAAAAAGGAAAAGAAGAAAAACUUCUAUUGAGUGUUAUCUGCAGCAUCUAAUGGCACAUUUAAUGCUUCAUAUUAUUUAUAUGCAGAACAAAUCUAUCAAACAUUUAGAGAAAUAGCAGAGUUUAUGAAAGUACGGGGUAGCAGGCUCCCUGAAUGUUUAAAAUGUGUCUAUUAUUUAUCAAGAAGCUGGGGAUAACGUAUACAGUAAUUUCCUGGCAAUUGGCAAAACUGAUGGCAUAAGCAACAAAAGGAAAUUGGUCAUAUUGUGCAGCUGUAUAAUAUACACACUAAAACACAAGCACCCGAGAUGGAAUUUUAUACAUUAGGUCUAAUACACAUACAUUUGACCAGAAUAAAUUUAGAAAAUAGUUUCAAGAAGUUUUUGUGCAAGUUUUGCACAAAAUAAUUGUAGAUCAUUUGGCAAAUAUAUACCAAUCAGCCAUAAUGUUAAAACCACUGAAGUGAAUAACAUUGAUUAAGUAAUUACAAUGGCACCUGUGAAGGGGUGGGAUAUAUUAGGCAACAAAUGAACAGUCAGGUGUUGAAGAAGAUGUGUUGGAAGCAGAAAAAAAUGGGCAAGAGUAAGGAUCUGAGUGACUGUGACAAGGGCCAAACUGUGAUGGAUAGACAAUUGGGUCAGAGCAACUCCAAAAUGGCAGGUCUUGCGAGGUCUUCUCCGUAUUACUAGUCAGAUUGCACAUGCUGACCCCUGUCCACUGCCAAAAGCGCCUACAAUGGGCAUGUAAGCAUCAGAACUGGACCAUGGAGGAAUGGAAGAAGGAGGCCUGGUCUGAUGAAUCACAUUUUCUUUGACAUCAUUUGGAUGGCUGGGUGCAUGUCACUUACCCAGGGAAGAGAUGGCACCAAGAUGCACUAUGUGAAGAAGACAAGCUGGCAGAAGCAGUGUGACGCUCUGGACCAGGUUCUGCUGGGAAACCUUAGGUCCUGGCAUUCAUGUAGAUGUUACUUUGACACGUACCACCUACCCACCACCUAACAAACAUUGUUGCAGACCAAGUACACCCCUUCAUGGCAAUGGUAUUCCCUAAUGGCAGUGGCCUCUUUCAGCAGGAUAAUGUGCACUGCCAAACUGCAAAAAUUGUUCAGUAAUGGUUUGGAACAUGUCAAAAAGUUCACGGUGUUGACUUGGGCUCUAAAUUCCCCAGACCUCAAUACAAUUGAGCAUCUGUUGGGAUGUGCUGGACAAGUCUGAUCCAUGGAGGCCCCACUUCACAACCUACAGGACUUAAAGGAUCUGCUGCUAACAUCUUGAAGCCUCAACGGGUCAGAGCUGUUUGGAUGGAACAAGGGGGACCUACACAAUAUUAAGCAGGUAGUUUUAGUGUUAUGGCUGGUCAGUGUAUAUGUGUAUAUGUGGAAACGGGGAAUUAAACCCAUUCUUAUUUUGUUUUGUAGCCUCUGAGACUAAUUAUUACAGGGUGUUAACACAAAGAUAAUGAAUGUUGAUUUAUUGAUCAGCUGUUUAUUGCAAUGUUAACACUAUUUUUGACACAAAUGUUUUUUAGCAAAUGCUACAAAAUGUAUUACUUUUAUUGCAGAAUACUUUGUGGUUUCUAUGUGAAGGUGCAAAAGGAAAUAAAUAUUUUUCUCUGGAUCAUUA
Molecule: messenger RNA, 6343 nt
Organism: Pangasianodon hypophthalmus (striped catfish)
Lineage: Eukaryota; Metazoa; Chordata; Actinopteri; Siluriformes; Pangasiidae
Gene: abi3bpa
Product: target of Nesh-SH3
Biological process (GO): extracellular matrix organization; positive regulation of cell-substrate adhesion
Molecular function (GO): protein binding
Source: RefSeq, a predicted model, not a curated record